AUCGACAGUGAUAUCUGAUUGACUAUGUCAAAUAGUUAUUUUUCUUGGAAUAACAGCAGCAAUGGUAACAGCAAUGGUACCAAAAACUUACUAACCCCAGUGAUAAAGUGCUUGGAGACCGAUAUAAUUGAAGAUGGAAAUGAAGUUUAUGUUUUCAGAAUUGGCGAGCAUCGUUACAUGAGAAGGAAAAUUGGAAGCUGGUGCAAUAUAUCAGAGUUUGCCUUUUUAAUCACCUUGGAAAAAUACAGAACGAAAUUCUAUAGUUAUUUGGAUAAAUAUGAUUCAGAACUAUUUGAAAGUUCAGGGUAUCAAUGGGCCAAAUUAAGCGUUGUGCGAAAAAUCUCCAAAAAUUGUAAACUUUUUAAGCAAUUAAAACCUUUAUUGAGUUUCAACAGAAUUGCAUUGACCUCUUAUUGUGGUUUCAAAUAUUAUGAAAUGUUUGUCAUCUUGGAUUACAAUUGCAAAAUUAGAAUACUAAGAAGAGUAAUGGGCGAUUUGUUCAAUAUAGAUCAAUUGAGCUAUUUAUAUCGUGCUUUAUUUCAUUCAAAUUCAAUCAGAAUUAGAAAAGAUGCUAUUGAGGCAUGUAAAGAGAAAAAUAUCUUAACCCAGUACAAUGAUCCAACUUUGGUUGGUGGAAAUUGGAUCAAUAUCAAAUAUGCAAGAGAUUUCGCUGAAACUUAUCAUUUACAUGAACAUAUUCAUCAUUUAUUAGAUUUUAAAGUAAAUCAGAUCCCUAAUGAUUAUAAAUAUCCUCUAACUGAUAUGGAAUCUAAAACCAGAAAAUUUUAUGUCUAUUUUUCCCAUGGUUAUUCAAAAUUUCAUGGCUUUCCAAUAGAAUUCUCAAUACCUGAUGAACGACUUGAGAAAAUUAAAAACUACAAAAAUCUAACUUCGAAUAAAGUAACAAUAACAAUGCUAGGCGAAUAUGUUACCAUUAAGGGAAACGAUCAAAUAAAAUCCACAAAAAGUUUCACAAUUUAUCGAAGAUAUAGCGAUGGCUUUGUGAAUUUUUCAAAAAUUCUUCAAAUGGCUGUAUUUAAAUCAAUAUCAAAGCUAGACGAUCGAAAACCUGAAGAUCCUGAAAUGCAUGUUGAAAAUGAGUUAUAUUAUAGAGAAAAAUUAUUUCGUUUUUCCAAAAAUGUAGUAUCCACUGAAAAUAAACCAGCAUUAGAUGGUGUCUGGUGCUCUCCAAAAGAUGCAUUAAUAUUUUUGGAUAAUUUUGAAGAAGAGCAUACAACUUUGUUAAACUUACUAAACAAAAAAGAUUCUCUAUUAUUUCCAUUGAAUGAAAAUGAUGAAGAUAGUGAUGAUGAGUUAGAAAUUGUCAAUCUGCUUGAUCAAAAUAAUUUAGUUAUUUCAAGUAUUCCAAAUAUUUCAAAUGCUCAAAAUGCUCAAAAUAGUCAAAAUACUCCGAACAGUCAAAAUAAUCUCAUAAAUGAUGAUAACGAAGCAAUUAAAUCUUCUAAAUCUCGGGAGAAAAAUCAAAAAAAGAAAACCCCAAUAAUUAUUAGCUUGGACGAGGAUUAUUCCAAUAUUAUGGAUGACAUGGAAGUUGAAAGAGUGGAUCUUGAAGAUGAAUAUAAUAGUUCUAUGACAGACAAAAUUGAUAAAAUGAUGAAUCAUAUUGAUUUAACUAGAGCAGAUGCAACAGAUGACUUGAUUGAAAUCGAUUUAAUUAAAGAUUUUCAUGACAAUGAUGUUUUAAAAAUGACCUUUGAAUCUCAAAGUCAAAAUGCUCAAAAUGCUCAAAAUGCUCAAAAUGCUCAAAAUUCAAAAAAUUCAACUUAUAAGAAUCAAACUAAACAGCAAACAGAUGUCUCCAAUCAAACCACAGUGAAAUCUAAUUCCAAAACAUCCAAGGAGCUUUCCAAAGACAAUAACCAAACUUCAAAUGACACAGAUAUUAGUAGUGACUUAAGUGACAAUGACAGUGAAAGCGAAGGUGAAACCGAUAAUGAAGAUAAAUAUAAAAGGGUGGAUAAUGUUGAAACCGGCAAUAAAGAUAAAAAAAUCACUCAAAAUGAUGAUUAUAGUGCUCGCUCAAGUGAAAUUGAUCCAAGUGAAGAUAGUUUGUUUCCGUAUAUGAAAUCUCCUUCAAAUAAUUUAAAAAAAAGAAAUUUAAGAAGAAAAAGUAAACAUAUAAUUUCAUCUUCAGAUUCUGAAUUAGAAGUCCAGACAAAGUUAACUGCACAGCAGCAUGGAAUAUUUCAAACAGAAACAAAGAAGCAAAAUAAAUUGUUUAAAUUAAAUUCACGAAAAAGGCUGCAACAUGAAAAGGAAAAUCCAUUAACAAAUAAAAUUGCUGAGUCCACAAAAAAACCUGAAAAGAACCAGGUGAUUGAAAAAAGUAAAUCAGAUUCAAAACAAAUGCCAUAUAAAUUUAAUAUCUUUGAAACAAAAUUCAUUAAUUUGGUAAAAAAUUUAAAAAAUACAAUAUUUAGUGAUACAUUUGAUUAUAUGUCAAUGGAUAAAAUAUUUCUUGAAUUAGCGACAUUUAACACAUUAUCCAAAGAUGUUUUAGAUCAAUCAAAUGUAUAUGUUGUUUUUGAAUUGUUGAAAAAGAAACUCAUGUUUAGUAAGUAUAAUCCUACGAUUGACUAUUUGACAGAAACUUGGGAAGCAACUUCAAAAAACAACAUAGAAAAAAAUGUCCAAAACCCCCUCAAAGGUACUGAUAUUACUAUAAAAAAAAUGAAGGCAUAUAAUAAAACUAAUCAAAUGAAUUUUCAAAAAAAUACUAAUGAUAAUAUUAAUGAUAAUAUUAAUAGAAGAGAAAGUUUUACACUCAAUAGGAUAAAGGAAUCCGCCAACGCAAUGAGACCAAAAUAUCAGAAUAACAAUAUAAAUGCAUUAAAUAUUAAUCAAAAAGAAACACAUAACAAUGUAUAUUUUACAGAUACUAAUGAUGAAAAUAAUCGCGUUUCUUCAGAUCCUAAUGACGACUAUGUCCCUUCACAAAGUAGUAGUGAUGAUGAAAAUUAUUUUUCCGAUUUUGAUCCUGAUGAAAAUAAGUUUCUAACUUUAAAUAAAAGUAAAAAAAACAAUUCCAGAUAUAAUGACUAUUCCAAUCAAAGAAUUAAUAAAAAUAAAAACAUUGACAAUUUCAUUAAUGGAAGUAAUGAGACAUCUUGUAGUUUUAAUAAUAAUGAUUUUAAUAAGAAUAGAAUGGAAAAAUUUGAAGGCAAUCCAAUCAUAAAUAAGACACUAGACAAUAAAGAUGAGAUAUCAGAUGAUAAAGGCGAGAUAUCAAAUGAUAAAGACAAAACAAGAUUUUCAAAAACGUCACAAUCUUUAAACAUAUCUAACCAAAUAGACAAAAAUCAAAUUUUGGACUCAAAAUUCGCUCUGCCUAAACAAAACAAAUCUUUAGAGAACACCAUAAUAAACAGUAUAACUCAAAAUCAAAACAAAAGUAGAAAUGAAAUCUCUAAAACUCAAAGAGAUAAUUUUUUUCGUCAGAACCCAAUUCUUAAAGAUAUCCCGUUGGUAGGGCUUCAUGAACAAUCUUUUUUUAAUAGUGUUAGCUCUCAAAAACCUGUAUAUUCAAACACAAUUGGAUCACAAACACUGAAAGCAUUAUUGAACUCUCCAGUAACAGUCAAACCCUUAUUUUCUGAUCCCCCAGAAAAAAAAGCAGAUUCAAAAAUAACAUCACCUCAUAAAUCAGGUAUCCAGGAAUAUAAUAGAGUCGAAGUUCAUUUGGAUCCGAAAACUCGAAUUUCCAAUAAAAGAAAACCGUCAUUUUUGCUGUUUCCUUCUGAUAGAGAAAAACGUUUUCGAAAAUUACCAACUAGAAAUACCUCUGAGUCCAAAGAAAAUAAUAAAGUUGAUAAUCCGAACACAAAUACUUUUAGUGAUAAUGAAAUGGUCAAAACUCUGGAUAGCAAGACAAAAAAGAAUUCAGAUGAUGAAUCUAAUUCAAAUAUAAACAUAACAACUAAUACUAAUGAAAAUCCCCAAUUAGAAUCUAGAGAAAACUUAAUAGCUCAGUUAUCUAACAGUUUUUCAUUGGAAAGUGCUGAUAAUACUUUGAUCAAAAAGAAAUUGAUUGAAUUUCUGAAAAUUUCCAAAUAUAAUGAUAAUAUUUUUACUCAGUAUAAAGUAUCUCUGCAAGAUAACUCAAAACUAAACGAUUUUUUAAAAAACCAAUUAUUAGAAAAGAAAAAUCAAAUACCGUUGUUCUUUAAAAUUUUGGAAAUGGGGUUAUUCAAAGAAGAUUGAGAGCCUUCAAGUAGAUUUAAAAUUAUGCUUAAUGGUUUUGUAUUAUAGUUUUAGUUUACUAAACAUUUUUUUUAUUGUAUUUUAGUUUUUGUAGAUUUUUAAUAUCAUUUGAGACGUCAGAGGUCCAGGAUUUAAUUAGCAAACAUAAAAUCGAAUUAACCAC
Ascoidea rubescens DSM 1968 is the source of this 4384-nucleotide messenger RNA. RefSeq lists its product as uncharacterized. The coding region runs from base 25 to 4221 and encodes 1398 amino acids. The transcript has a single exon. Lineage: Eukaryota; Fungi; Ascomycota; Saccharomycetes; Ascoideales; Ascoideaceae. Gene Ontology annotation, molecular function: DNA binding. The record is from RefSeq and is a predicted model, not a curated record.